UGGCACCAUAUUAGUCCAUGGGCUUCCAUCUUGCCACUUUCCAAAUCUGUUGAACCUCAAUAAGCCAGCCAAUCAGAGGCCAACAUUAAUCAGGCCAUUAUCAUUUCUUGGCGAUCGGCCGAUCUUCCGCGCAUUUCCAGGCCAGCUUGUCCACUUCGCAGACCCUGACAUGAUUCUGUUGUUUUUUCUGUUAUCUUGUUAAGAUUGUUUCUUUUUCCUUUUAAAUCAUCACGGCGCAGACCCCACGACUUACUUCCACCGAACAGACCCUUCCGUUAAAUUUCUGGCCUUCGCGCCGCUUGCAUAUACAACAACCGGCGACUCUGCACGCUUGAUCUACAUAUACCACAAGUCGGAGACCAAGAUGCGGUCUGCAGCGGGGCUGCUCUAUGCAGCAGUGUUCGCACUUGCUGGCUUGAGCCAUGCCAGCGUUCAUAAUCCUUCACUGGACCCAACCAAGUGUGCUCUUGAACAUUCAACCAUGGUAUCGGAUGCAUGUGUCUCAUAUGGCGAGAUCAACGGCAUGAACGACCUAAUUUUCACCACAGUCAACUCCCUCACACAAGAAACGGACUUCUUCUCCUACUACCGUCUCAACCUGUUCAAUAAAGAGUGUCCGUUCUGGAACGAUGCUAAUAGCAUGUGCGGCAACAUCGCCUGUGCCGUGAACACCAUUGACUCAGAGGAGGAUAUUCCGGUGACAUGGCGGGCGGAAGAACUCAGCAAACUAGAAGGCCCGAAGGCAAACCACCCAUCCCGCAAUAUCCAAGCCGAGCGUCCGAAAGAACGCCCACUUCAGGGUGAGCUGGGUGACGACGUUGGCGAGAGCUGUGUGGUGGAAUACGAUGACGAAUGUGACGAACGAGACUACUGUGUCCCCGAGGACGAGGGUUCCGCCGGAAAGGGAGACUAUGUCAGCUUGGUAGAUAACCCGGAGCGGUUUACGGGAUACUCUGGACCAGGGGCAAACCAAGUGUGGAAUGCCAUCUACAGCGAAAACUGCUUCUUGAAGCCCGUGGCUGAUGAGCUGGAGGAGCAGUCGGUGAACGUCCCGCUGGGUGGCCUCCAGGCAGCCUCUGACUUCCGCAACGUGCUCCACAAGGAGUCGCAGCGAGUUGAAGGCCUGCCUCUGGAUAACGAGUGCUUAGAGAAGCGGGUCUUCCACCGGCUCCUGAGCGGCAUGCAUGCUUCCAUCUCCACACAUCUGUGCUGGGACUACCUCAACCAAACCACAGGCCAGUGGCACCCUAACGUGCAAUGCUUCAAGGAACGACUCCUCGACCACCCGGAGCGCAUCUCAAACAUGUACUUCAACUACGCGCUAGUAUCGCGCGCCGUGGCAAAACUUCGCAAGCACCUGGACGGGUACACAUACUGCUCCAGCGACCCAGCGCAAGACCGCGAGACCAAAAGGCGCGUCAACAAGCUAACAUCUACCUUAACGGAACUCCCUCAAAUCUUCGACGAGAAUAUCAUGUUCCAAGACCCCUACGCCCUCGGCCUGAAAGAGGACUUCCGCAACCGCUUCCGCAACGUCAGUCGCCUGAUGGACUGCGUCGGCUGCGACAAGUGCCGCCUCUGGGGCAAGCUCCAAGUAAACGGGUACGGGACCGCGCUCAAGGUGCUGUUCGACUACGACGAAACCAAGAACGGCGAGAACCCGCCCCUACGCCGCACCGAGCUAGUCGCCCUCAUCAAUACCCUCGGCCGCAUCUCGCACAGUAUCGCUGCUUCGCGCAGUAUGCAGCGAGCCCUGUUGACCGACACCACUCACAUGUUCCCCGUCCACGGCGCUGUUCCCUCCUCUCACCAUGCCAACGCCCUCGGCACCAACAGGCGCGUGUUCAGGGAUGGAAAUAACAACUUCUACUUCGAAGGCGAAGGAAACGACGACGAGUAUGUCUACGGCCGAGGCGAGGCGCCAGAGCGGUACCCCUGGGAGCGCAAACCGCCUAACCCGGACGAUGGCUUCUGGGAGGAUUUGAAGUCCGAGUGGGAUAUGGUCUGGGGUACGGUUGGGUAUAUCUGGCAGUCUUGGAUGGACCUCCCACAUACAAUUUUCCAAAUCGGCGCGUCGGAAUUAGUCCGAUUGUACAAUUUCUGGCUCGGAUUGCCGGUGCCUCCGCGCAUGUGGAAGUUGAAGACGCCCCAGCCGCGUCCGCAUACUCAACCUGCUGCCUAUGCUAAUCGUGACGAGUUAUGAGUUCCCUGUAUUUCAUCUUUGCAUUGGCAUCUGUACAUAUAUGGCUCUGCUAUGGCGUUGAUAGACUUUGUCUGGACUGGUUUCGUUUUUUCGGAGUAUUUUGGUGAAUCUAUAUUCCUUCAUGAUUCUUUA
Messenger RNA from Penicillium samsonianum, 2335 nucleotides. Its product is annotated as ER oxidoreductin. Gene Ontology annotation, biological process: protein folding in endoplasmic reticulum. The record is from RefSeq and is a predicted model, not a curated record. NCBI's taxonomy places the organism in Eukaryota, Fungi, Ascomycota, Eurotiomycetes, Eurotiales, Aspergillaceae. The transcript has 3 exons. The coding region runs from base 365 to 2203 and encodes 612 amino acids. Gene Ontology annotation, molecular function: protein-disulfide reductase activity; FAD binding; thiol oxidase activity. Gene Ontology annotation, cellular component: endoplasmic reticulum membrane; endoplasmic reticulum.